ACCAUGCGGACCCCGGCUUUCCUCGCGCUCCUGUCGCUGCUGUGCGCGUGUCCGUGCUGUGCGCGAGCUCAGCAGCACAGAGGUUUGUUCCCAGCCGUGCUGAAUCUGGCGUCGAUGGCCGAGAUCACAGCGAAUGCUACGUGUGGAGAGAAAAAACAUGAACUGUACUGCAAACUGGUGGAGCAUGUACCGGGUCAACCGGUCCGAAACCCGCAGUGCAGAGUGUGUAACCUGAAGAGUGAGAGAUCGUACGAGCGACACCCUAUCGAGUACGCCAUCGACGGAACUAACCGGUGGUGGCAGAGCCCGAGCAUAAAGAACGGCAUGGACUACCAUUACAUUACCAUCACACUCAACCUGCAGCAGGUGUUCCAGAUAGCGUACAUUAUCCUGAAAGCUGCGAACUCGCCGCGGCCUGGAAACUGGAUCCUGGAGCGAUCUCUGGACGGAGAGAACUUCAUGCCCUGGCAGUACUACGCCAUCACAGACACUGAAUGCAUCACGAGAUUCAACAUCAGCCCGAGGAAGGGACCACCAGCCUAUAAACACGAUGACGAGGUCAUCUGUACCUCUUUUUACUCCAAGAUCCAUCCGCUGGAGAACGGAGAGAUUCACACCUCUCUGAUAAACGGACGCCCCAGUGCUGAUAAUCCAUCACCGACCCUCCUGAGCUUCACCACUGCUCGCUACAUCCGAUUAAAGUUCCUACGAAUACGAACCCUCAACGCUGACCUCAUGACCCUCAGCCUCAACGACCAAAGAGACAUCGACCCCAUCGUCUCUAGACGGUAUUAUUACUCUGUUAAGGACAUAUCAGUGGGUGGGAUGUGUAUCUGUUAUGGCCACGCCAAAGCCUGUCCACUCAACAACGUCACCAAGAGACUUGGUUGUGAAUGUGAACACAACACGUGUGGAGAAAGCUGCGAUCGCUGCUGUCCCAGCUACAACCAGAAACCCUGGAUGGCUGGAACCUUCCUCACUCGCCACGUCUGUGAGAAGUGUAACUGCCACGGUAAAUCGGACAAGUGCUACUAUAAUCAAACAGUGGCCGAUGCUAAGCUAAGCUUGAAUAUCAACAACGAGUAUGAAGGGGGCGGGGUCUGUAUUGACUGCUCCGCCCACACUACUGGAAUUAACUGCCAGUCGUGCAUCGAUGGGUAUUAUCGACCGCGUGGGGUGAGUCCGGACGACCCCCGACCCUGCAGACCCUGCUCAUGUGACCCGAGUGGGUCCAUUUCUACAGUGUGUGUACCUGAUGAGACUCGAGCCAGUGCAGGCCUGUCAGCUGGUUGGUGCCGCUGUAAGCAGGGAUAUGCAGGUGAGAGGUGUGACAGGUGUGCAUUCGGCUACACCGGAUUCCCCGCGUGCCAGCGCUGCAACUGUAGUGCGGAUGGCAGCAUUAAUCAGGACCCCUGUCACCUACCGUGUGUGUGUAAGGAGAACGUGGAGGGUGAGAACUGUGACCAGUGUAAAGUGGGAUUUUAUCAUCUCCACAGAGACCAAAUCCACGGGUGUGAGAAGUGUUACUGCUCCGGAGUCGCCAGCCAGUGUGUGGCAUCGACGUGGGAACACAAGAAUAGCACCGAUCUGUCCGGUUGGUAUUUGACCGGUGCUGAUGGGGAGGGGCUUGUCUGGGCGGUUCCUGAUCCAGCCACACCCCUUCAGGUGACCGUCAGCCGUAGAGAAGCUGAGGCCAGAUUGACUCCGCCCUAUUAUUGGAAUGCUCCGCCCACUUACCUGGGAAACAAGAUUUUGGCGUACGGAGGGCACAUAACCUACACCGUCUCCUGCCUCUCGGAGGACAGGAAGCAGCCGGUGGAACUGAGAGGAGAACCUGAGGUGGUUAUAGAGGGAGGGGGCUUGACUUUGACGGACAGAGGCUUGUAUUCGUUGCUCAUUUCUGGAUUGGGCAGCGUGAGGAGGGUGGCACUGAGACCCGAAAAUUUCCGCCGGUUCGACUCGGGCAGCAGAGUCAGUAAGAGUGAGUUCAUCAGCACCCUGCUGAGAGUGAGAGGGGUGAGAGUGAGAGCACCCGACUGUCAUGAAAACAACAUCGUCUACAGCUUGUUUUCAGUCAGUAUGGAAGUCGCCUCUGCAGAGUCUCAUUCUGGUGUUCAGGCCCGAGCAGUCGAGGUUUGUAACUGUCCUCAUGGCUACAGCGGCACUUCCUGUGAGACGUGUUCAGAAGGCUACAGAAGGGUUAACGGGACUUUACAUCAUGGAAUUUGUGAACCCUGUCGGUGCCAUGGCCACGCCACACAAUGUGAUGACAUCACCGGACACUGCCUGGGCUGUGAUCACCACACCACUGGUCCGAACUGUAAUGUUUGUGCCUCUGGUUACUAUGGUGAUGCCACCAGAGGAAGAGCUGAUGACUGCCAGCCAUGUGCCUGUCCUCUACUCAGUCCAUCCAACAACUUCAGUCCAACGUGCCGUCAGGAUGAACGGGGUGAGAUGGUCUGUGAUCGCUGCCAACCAGGCUACACCGGCCCUCGCUGCGAAAGAUGUGAUAACGGGUAUUUCGGCUUCCCGGGUGUUGUCGGUGGAUCAUGUCGCCCCUGUAACUGUAAUGAGAAUUUGGACCUCUCUGCACCCCGUAGUUGUGACCCUGUAAGUGGGGCGUGUCUUCGGUGCCGUGAUGGUUACGGGGGAUCAAACUGUGAAACUUGUGCUGAUGGUUACUACGGAGAUGCCAUGGAUGCCAAAAACUGCCGGCUGUGUCAGUGUAACCUGAACGGUUCUGCAUCAGAGGUCUGUAAUAAGGAAAACGGGCAGUGCCAGUGUCGCCAAAAUGCCAGGGGCCGGAAAUGUGAUGAGUGUAUGCCGGGGACGCACAUGCAGCCGGGGAGCGGGUGUCUACCGUGCCACUGUAACUCUUUCGGAUCGAAGUCGUUCGACUGCAGUGAGACGGGAAAGUGCCAGUGCCAGCCGGGUGUUGCAGGUCAGAAAUGUGACCGCUGUGCUCCCGGACAUUUCAACUUCCAGGAGGGAGGGUGCACACCGUGCGAGUGCUCUCAUGUAGGGAAUAACUGUGACUCGGGUACAGGUCGGUGUCUCUGCCCCCCCAACACAAUAGGGGACCGCUGUGAGAAAUGCGCCCCCCAUUUUUGGGGUCAUGACAUCAUGACCGGCUGCAAGGCGUGUGGGUGUGACACGCUGGGUUCGGUUACUCAGCAGUGUAACGUAAACACCGGCUGCUGUUUCUGUCGGGACCAGUUCACCGGUGAGAAGUGUAAGGAGUGUAAACUCGGCUACAGGAACUUCCCUCACUGUCUUUCCUGCGACUGCUCGCUCGCCGGAUCCAUCGCCGAUACCUGCAACACCGAAAUGGGGGUGUGUGCGUGUUCUGAGAGCACCGGCCAGUGCUCCUGCAAGGUGAACGUGGAGGGUUUGAGGUGUGAGGUGUGUAAACCGGGGACGUUUGGACUGACGGUGAACAGUCCUGUCGGCUGCACUCGCUGUUACUGCUUCGGCCUCAGCUCCACCUGCACUGAGGCUCAGGGACUUAUCCGUAUGAGGCUAACUCUGAUGCCGGAGCAGACGAUGCUCCCCCUGGUGGACAAAUUCAAUAGGAAGGAGACGACAUUCGGAGUGACGUUUCAGCAUCCGGAAAUCAUCGCUAACGCUGAUGUGAUCCGUCAUGAGCUCAGCGAGCCGUACUACUGGAAACUGCCCAAACAGUUCAGAGGAUCCAUGAUAACGGCAUACGGAGGAAAACUAAAGUAUGCGAUUUAUUACGAAGCUCGUGACGAAACAGGCCAUACCACCUACGAGCCGCAGGUCAUCAUCAGAGGCGGAGCCAACAGGGAUCGAGUCAUGAUACGCCACAUAGCACCACCACAGAUUGGUCAGCUGACCCGCCAUGAGAUCGACAUGACAGAGCACGAGUGGAAGCACGAGGAUAACAGACUUAUGAGUCGAGAAGAUUUCAUGGACGUCCUCUUCUACGUGGAUUACGUUCUCAUCAGAGCCUCACACGGAAACAACAUGAGACAGAGCAGGGUUUCGGAGAUCUUGCUGGAGGUGGCGGAGGAGGGACGACCAUCAGCCGGCAGUGAACGAGCGUUUCAGAUUGAGAGGUGUGAAUGUCCUCAAGGUUACUCCGGCCUGUCCUGUGAGGAGUGCGCUGCCGGGUUCUACAGGUUGUCUCCGCGUCUCGGCGGUUCGGUGUUCAGAUCCGGGAUGGGCAGUUGCGUGCGGUGUGAAUGUAACGGCCACAGCAGCUCGUGUGACCCCGACACCGGCGUCUGUCAGAACUGUCAACACAACACCGAAGGAGAGAAGUGUGACAGGUGUGUCGCUGGAUUUUACGGGGUGGUCCGUGGGUCUCCUGACGACUGCAAACGCUGCGCCUGUCCCCUCAUCAACCCAGGAAACAAUUUCAGUCCUGCAUGUGUAAACGAGGGCUACAACGAUUAUCGCUGCACUGCGUGUCCCGAAGGCUACGAGGGCAAAUACUGCGACAGGUGCGCGAGCGGUUACCAUGGAAACCCGCGGGUGCCAGGCGGCGGGUGUGAGGAAUGUAAGUGCGACGCGGUCGGUGCGAUGCCCGUUCCGUGUGACCCGCACACGGGCGCGUGUCGGUGUCGACCCGGAGCGACGGGUUUGAAGUGUGACCGCUGCAUGGAGCGGCAUGUGUGUGGACCCACGGGCAUCGUGUCUUGUGAUGACGACUGUGCCGGACUCCUGAUCAGAGAUAUGGAUCGACUUCUUCGUUUGAUCGGUAGUGCCAACCUCACGCUGCCCCUCCCCCCGCCGUACAAAAUGCUCUACCGCUUUGAGAACAUGACCGAUGAGCUCAAGCACAUGCUUUCUCCACACAGGGCUCCAGAGCGACUGCUGCAGCUUGCUGACAGUAACCUGGGCAGCCUGGUCACCGAGAUGGACGAAUUACUGAGCAGGGCCACGAAGGUUUCAGCAGACGGAGAACAGACAGACUCAGACGCUGAGAGGAGCCAGAAACGAGGCGAAGAUCUUGAGCUGUUUGUGAAGAACACACUCCUCGCUGCUGAAGCUCUGCGUGAUAAAGCCAGGAAGCUGAAUGAGACUCUGGGUCGAAGAGACGGCUCUGUAGAGAAAAGCGUGAACCAGAUGCAAGACGAAAUCAAAGCCAUGAUCUCCGAACUUCGAAAACUCCACCUCAGCCCUCGUACACACAUCGCACAGGAGGAACUGAGGGCGGCAGACUCACUGCUGAUGAGGGUGCAGCGAGGGUUUGUAGAUCCUCACCGGGUCUCUGAUGAGCUCCAGCAGGAGGUCGAUGCCAAACUGCAGGAUCACAACAACAAACUGAACGGAGCACAAGAGCUGCUCACCGAGGCUCAGGACAAAACAGCAAGCGCUCGCAACCUGAACUCGGACAACCAGCGACGACUCGACGAGUUACGGAGGAAGAGGGACGAGAUGAACAAAAGGAAAAAGGAGACGGAAAGAGUCCUGGAGGAUGGAGAGAAAAUACUGGGUGACGCUUACGGUCUGUCAGAUAAUGUCAACAGUGGAAAGGAGGACUUGGAGGAGAUGGAGAAAGAACUAGAGCCUCUGCAUGAUAAGCUCGACUACAAAGUGUCCAGAUUAGCGCGAGUCGUGGAGGACGAUUCCAUACCUGUCCUGCUGCAGAGAGCCGAGGACCACGCCGCCCAGCUCAACGACUCCGCCGGUAUACUCGACAGGAUCCUGGCCGAAGCUAAGAACCUCUCAUUUAAUGCAACGGCUGCGUUUAACGCCUACAGUAACAUCAAGAAGUUCAUCGAGGAGGCGGAUAAAGCGGCCAAGCAAGCUAAAGCUACAGCGACAGACGCUGUCCAACUGGCCACGGGACCGAAGGGUGCACUGAAAGACGAAGCUAAAGGCUCACUCCAAAAAAGCCACCGACUCUUGAACGAGGCGAAGAACCUGGGGAAUGUCGUUAAAGACAAUGGAGAGAAUCUGGGAGCUCUGCAGUUGCGACUCAAAGGUGCUGAUGCCAAAAAUAAAGACCUGCUGAAGGACCUGAAGGAGAAUCUGGCAAUGCUUCGUGCCAUCCCUAAUGACACGGCGGCUAAACUUCAGGCCACGAAAAAGAAAGCAGGAAAAGCCAACGACACGGCGCAGGACGUUCUGGAUCGACUCAAAGACAUGAACCUGAACCUGAUGGGCCUGAAGCGGAAUGUCAGCGGGCUGAAGGACGACGUCAAAAAAGCCAACAAUCUCAUCCAGGAUCCAGAGAAAAACAUCCAUGCUGCGGGUGCUAAAGUGAAGGAUCUAGAGGAUGAAGCCAAUCGUCUGUUGAACAAAUUGAAGCCAAUUCAGGAGCUGCAGGAUAAUUUGAGGAAAAACAUCUCACAGAUUAAAGAGCUCAUUAACCAGGCUCGCAAACAGGCCAACUCGAUUAAAGUAUCAGUGUCGUCAGGUGGAGACUGUAUCCGAACGUACAGACCAGACAUUAAGAAAGGACGAUACAACACCAUCAUUCUAAAUGUAAAAACCCUCACAGCUGAUAAUCUGCUCUUCUACCUCGGUUCUGCCAAAUAUGUGGACUUCCUGGCGAUUGAGAUGAGGAAAGGAAAGGUGAACUUUUUGUGGGAUGUGGGCUCAGGGGUGGGACGAGUGGAAUACCCAGACCUGACCAUUAACGAUGGACACUGGCACCGAAUCGAAGCAUCCCGUGUGGGUCUGAACGGCAGUAUUUCAGUUCGGGCCCUCGAGGGUCCCAAAGCAGGCAUUGUGCCCACCUGGCAGAGUGCCAAUGCACCAGAGAGCUACACUGUGCUGGAUGUGGAUCAGAAGGCUUACCUGUUUGUGGGAGGAAUGCUGGGAAGUGUGAAGAAAGCAGAUGUGGUGAAGACCAUCACAUUCUCCGGCUGUAUGGGUGAGACGUCAUUGGAUGGUAAACCAAUCGGCCUUUGGAACUACAGAGGGAGAGAUGGAGACUGUAAAGGAUGUGUAGUCAGUCCUCAGACAGCUGACUCUGAAGCUGUGGUUCAGUUUGAUGGUGAGGGUUACGCUGCCGUCAGUCGACCGAUUAGAUGGAACCCCAACUCUUCCACAGUAACACUCAAGUUCCGCACCUUCUCCACCAACGCCAUGAUAAUGUACCUUGCCACCAAGGACCUGAAGGACUUCAUGAGUAUCGAGCUGAGUGAUGGUCGCGUGAAGGUCAGUUAUGAUCUGGGCUCUGGUACCGGUUCCGUCCGCAAUGAGAAACGACACAAUGAUGGACGCUGGAGAUUCCUUACCAUGACUCGUACCAAAAAACAAGGUACUGUAAGCAUUCUGGACAUGGACACCAACGUAGAGGAGAAACUAUAUUUAGAGUCUAAAGGAGGAGCGAUGGGUCUCAACCUGAAAGAGGAUGAAAAGAUCUACUUUGGAGGUUUACCCAUCUCUGGAAACUACAGGUCUGAGGUGACCAUGAAGAGAUACUCGGGCUGUAUGAAGGAUAUCGAGUUCUCCAGAACUCCAUACAACCUGCUGAGCAGCAUGGACUACACCGGCCUGACCAAGGGCUGCUCUAUCCAGAACGUGCACACGGUGAGCUUCUCCAAACCCGGGUUCAUGGAGUUGCGUCCAAUGGUGUUUGAUGUCGGCUCUGAGAUCACGCUGUCCUUCAGCACCAGAAAUGAGAACGGGAUCAUCCUGUACGGCCGGGGCGCAGUCACAACCAUGAACUAUCCUACUCAGAACAUCCAGAACACGCAGGGCAUUCAGAACCUGAAUCGAUUCCAGAAAGCAGGACGGAAACGACGGCAUACCGGAGAGCCGUAUAUAUCGAUACAGUUGAAUAAAGGAAGUCUGGAGGUGCUGGUGUUCACCAGCAAUAGAAACCCACGCCGUGUCCUUAGGAAACCAGACGGAGGGGUUUUGCAUGACGGGCACGAGCACUCGCUGCGCCUCCUUCGACACUCAGGGAGCUCCUUCUCAGUGCAGGUGGACGAAGAGCCACAGAUAAAGCAGGCAUUACCAAUUGAUCAGCCAAUCAGCAUCCAGAGGCUGUUUGUGGGCGGGGUGCCCGGUGACAUGGUGCUUAGUGUGCAGAGGCCUGGACUACCCUUCGAGGGCUGUAUAUGGAACCUGCUGAUCAACACAGUGCCGAUGGACUUCUCUCAGCCAGUGGCCUUCGAGAAUGCUGAAAUUGGGCUGUGUCCGGAUUUAGCCCCGCCCCCUCCAGUAUCUCCUGAGGAAGAGGAGGAGGAGGAAGAGGAGGAAAAGGCGCCACCUACCAAACCAGAGACCAAACCUACUGUGGCAGUGAGGCCGCCAUCUCAACCUUCCACUGCCACACCUCCUGCUGAUGUUGUCACCAUUCCUGCAGCGCCAGUUGAAGUCUCCCACACAGUGUUUGGCUGUGCGGCGGGGGCAGAGCCUGAAAUCCUGGAGUUAUCUAAGCAGUUUGGCCUGUCCAGAAACAGUCACAUGGCCUUCGAGUUUGACGACAAGAAAGUGAAGAACAGUCUGGCUAUCGAGUUUGAACUGAGAACUGAAGCAGAAUCAGGUCUGGUUUUCUACAUGGCCAGAAUAAACCAUGCUGAUUUUGCCACAGUGCAGAUAAAGGAGAAAGUUGCUCACCUGAGCUUCGACCUCGGCAGUGGAAACACGUCCAUCAGCGUUCCUCGCAUCAUCAACGACGGCCACUGGCACAAGAUCCGUGUACGUAGGGAUAAACAGAGAGGAAUCCUGACAGUGGACAAUAAAUUUACCAAACACACGGUGAGCCCAAAACAAGCCGAUAUCCUGGACGUGGUGGGGAUGCUGUACGUUGGAGGACUUCCACUAAACUACACUACCAAGCGCAUAGGACCGGUGGUGUACAGUAUAAACGGCUGUAUUCGAAAUUUCAAAAUGUUGAACGGGCCGCAGAAUCUGGAAAAUCCCACCUCCAGUUACCGGGUGGGAACCUGCUUCAGCAAAUCACAGAGCGGCAACUACUUUGACGGCACCGGAUAUGCCAAAGCAGUGGCUACGUAUAAAGUAGGAAACGACGUGUCCUUGGAUGUAGAGUUCCGUACAAGCAGCAGCAGUGGAGUUCUUCUAGGAAUCAGCAGCCAAAAAACGGAUGGCUUCGGCCUUGAACUCGUCAAGGGAAAGCUCCUGUUCCACACUGAUAAUGGGGCGGGGCGGGUCACAGCUGCGUAUGACGGAGCCGUGCUUUGUGACGGAGAGUGGCAUUCUGUCACCGCCCACAAAAAGAAGCACCGCCUUGAGCUGAUCGUGGAUGGCAAGAAGUGGGAGGCAGCCAGCCCGGACCCCACAUCCCCUUCUGCCGACACCAACGACCCUGUCUUUGUUGGUGGAUACCCUGAGGGUCUGAAGCAGUUUGGUUUGACCAUCAGUGCUCCGUUUAAAGGCUGCAUGAGGAAUAUAAAGCUCACUAAAGCCGGGAAGGUUCUGGAGAUCCAGCUUAACAAAGCUCUGGAGAUUAAAGGAGUACAGCCACUCACCUGCCCGGCCGCAUAGAUACACAACACACAGUUCUACCAGCUCAUCCCAUGCCAUCCAAAUCUGAUUCAGAUCACAUGAUUCUAAAACAAACUGAAAAUUAAAAAGAACUAUUUCACCCAAAUCAAGGAAUUGAUUUAAGAUGUGUAGGAACACAACCUGUUGUUUUUGAGCUGCAAUGAUUCUUAACUCCUGACUUUUUACAAAAAUCUGUAUAAAAACGCACUUCUAAUUGGUUAACCAGAGGUUUAAACCAGUUAUUUUAUCUUACAUUAAUACACACACGUUUAUAAAAUCCUGCCAUACACUGAAUUAAAAGAAACUUGGAUCUAAACAGGCUAAUGAAGGCUUGGCAGAAAUGCUACGCUAAUACAUGUGCAAAGUGGCUAUCAAUGAUUAAAAUCUAGUUACAUUUUUACUGGAUUUUAUUGAUUAUUAGCAAUAUUGGCGUGUUUUGUGAAUCUAUAAAGGGAUAUGACUGACAUGUGAAGUGAAAUCGUGUACCACUGCAUGGAGUGUGAGAUGCUAACUGUACUCAGUAGCUAACAGUGCUGUAUAUUAAAAUAUAUUUUCUCUGAUGAUGAGCUGUUCA
Messenger RNA from Trichomycterus rosablanca, 10006 nucleotides. It is a transcript of the gene lama2, whose product is annotated as laminin, alpha 2. NCBI's taxonomy places the organism in Eukaryota, Metazoa, Chordata, Actinopteri, Siluriformes, Trichomycteridae. Gene Ontology annotation, biological process: regulation of cell migration; cell adhesion; regulation of embryonic development. The record is from RefSeq and is a predicted model, not a curated record. Gene Ontology annotation, molecular function: signaling receptor binding; extracellular matrix structural constituent. Gene Ontology annotation, cellular component: basement membrane. Bases 4 to 9432 code for a protein of 3142 amino acids. The transcript has 64 exons.